AUGUUCUUCUUCCGCACCCAUCCCAAUGCCCGAGCACCCUACAAGGGUUCUGCAGAAGCUGUUGGCUGGGAUGUCAAGUCCAUACAAGACAUAGAUAUCCCCCCACACUCCAGAAUGCUCAUUGGCACAGGACUCGCAGUUGAUCCCCCAAAGUGGACAUACAUUCAAGUGGCCCCCCGAAGUGGGCUAGCCCUCAAAGGAAUUGAUGUCGCAGCAGGGGUAAUUGACCCAGAUUACACAGGGGAAAUCAAGGUGCUUCUCGUUAAUAUGACCAGCAAACCAUUCGAGGUCAGGACAGGCGAUUGUGUCGCACAACUCAUAUGCGAACGUUAUGCUCCAGGAAUCAUUUCUGAAGCAGAUAGUUCACUCGCAAAGCAAACCAUACGAGGCGCCAAAGGCUUUGGCUCAUCGGGACGAUAA
Messenger RNA from Laetiporus sulphureus 93-53, 420 nucleotides. Its product is annotated as dUTP diphosphatase. The coding region runs from base 1 to 420 and encodes 139 amino acids. NCBI's taxonomy places the organism in Eukaryota, Fungi, Basidiomycota, Agaricomycetes, Polyporales, Laetiporaceae. The transcript has a single exon. Gene Ontology annotation, biological process: dUTP catabolic process; dUMP biosynthetic process. The record is from RefSeq and is a predicted model, not a curated record. Gene Ontology annotation, molecular function: dUTP diphosphatase activity; magnesium ion binding.